Molecule: messenger RNA, 4513 nt
Organism: Homalodisca vitripennis (glassy-winged sharpshooter)
Lineage: Eukaryota; Metazoa; Arthropoda; Insecta; Hemiptera; Cicadellidae
Gene: tws
Product: protein phosphatase PP2A 55 kDa regulatory subunit
Exons: 11
Coding region: 422-1918 (498 amino acids)
Biological process (GO): peptidyl-serine dephosphorylation
Cellular component (GO): cytosol; protein phosphatase type 2A complex
Molecular function (GO): protein phosphatase regulator activity; protein binding
Source: RefSeq, a predicted model, not a curated record
AGUCUGCGGUCUGUCGUUGAAGGGAAGUGUGUCAGUGAGUCUUUGUGCUUGGAUAAACAGAAACGUGUUAUGAACUCUACCAGUAUUAUAACUUACGUAUUGCUUAUAUUGUCCACUGGUUUAAAAAGUGAUCCGAUUAUGGUUUAUUUCGUCUCUGGUGGAAAAUAUUAACAUCAAUUUUUAGCACAUUUUGAGUCGGUUUCGUGGAUACAUCUUAGUUGAAGGUUAGAUAGAAUAGUUUUUUUGUGGAUUGUGUGUUUUGUGUUGUAUUACUGAUUGAUCGAGAAGAUCGCAUGGUGGAUGCUUGUUGCGAUUUUGGAGGAAUUUGGCAUUCAACACGCCCCCACCGAAGCGAGAGGGAUCGGGGGAGCUGGUGGUGGGGCUGUGGGGGCAACCCCCCUCCCCCUCAGACAAGGUGACCAUGAUACGGCAGUCGAGUCUGACCAGACUGGGGGUAAUGAUUAACACAGCAGUCAACAAACGCUCCAGUCACUCCGGUAAUGGUGAUAUUCAGUGGUGUUUUUCACAGGUGAAAGGGACGCUUGAUGAUGAUGUUACUGAAGCUGAUCCUUGCUCCCCUCCUACUGAUGCUCCUGAGAUUACCCACAUAUUAAUUCCUGACCAGGUCAAGACUUAUGAAGGCAGUUAUUUUGGAAAUGCGGACAUCAUUUCUUGUGUAGAAUUCAACCACGAUGGAGACUUGUUGGCCACUGGUGACAAAGGGGGCAGAGUUGUUAUUUUUCAAAGAGACCCAAUUAGUAAAAAUUGCAUUCCAAGACGGGGAGAAUACAACGUAUACUCCACGUUCCAGAGUCAUGAACCUGAGUUUGACUACCUUAAAAGUUUGGAGAUAGAAGAAAAGAUUAACAAGAUUAGAUGGUUGAAGCGUAAAAACCAAGCUCACUUUCUACUUUCAACUAAUGAUAAAACAAUAAAAUUAUGGAAAGUAUCAGAGCGAGACAAGAGGGUGGAGGGUUAUAACACCAAAGAAGAGAAUGGACAAACUAGGGACCCUUCAUGUAUUACUGCACUGAGGGUACCUAUAAUAAAACCAAUGGAACUGAUGGUAGAAGCAUCGCCAAGACGGAUAUUUGCCAACGCACACACAUACCACAUCAAUUCCAUCAGCGUUAACUCGGACCAGGAGACGUACCUGUCAGCAGAUGACCUGCGGAUAAACCUGUGGCAUCUGGAGAUCACCGACCAGAGCUUUAACAUUGUGGACAUUAAGCCCAGCAACAUGGAAGAGCUGACGGAAGUGAUCACGGCCGCAGAAUUCCAUCCACUCGAAUGUAAUCUGUUUGUCUACAGCAGCAGCAAAGGAACAAUUAGGCUGUGUGAUAUGAGACAGGCGGCGUUGUGCGAUAGACAUUCUAAAUUAUUCGAAGAACCCGAAGAUCCGACAAAUCGCAGCUUCUUCUCUGAGAUAAUCUCGAGCAUCUCAGAUGUGAAGGUGUCGAAUUCGGGCCGGUAUAUGAUCUCCAGAGACUACCUGUCGGUUAAGGUGUGGGAUCUGCACAUGGAGACUAAGCCGAUCGAGUCGUAUCCUGUGCACGAGUACCUGCGGUCUAAGCUAUGCUCGCUCUAUGAGAACGACUGCAUCUUUGACAAGUUUGAGUGCUGUUGGAGUGGUAAUGACUCGUGCAUCAUGACUGGUUCCUACAACAACUUCUUCCGAAUGUUUGACAGGGUCAACAAACGCGACGCUACUCUCGAAGCGGCCAAGGAGAUAGCCAAGCCCAAGACUGUUUUGAAGCCCAGGAAGGUUUGUACGGGAGGCAAGCGGAAAAAGGAUGAAAUCAGUGUGGACUGUCUAGAUUUUAACAAGAAGAUACUGCACACAGCGUGGCACCCCUCAGAGAACAUCAUCGCAGUGGCGGCGACAAACAACCUGUUCCUGCUACAGGACAAGUUGUAGCCCUCGGCACUCACCUGCCUCCCCCUGCCUCUGGGGUGAGUGGCACAACGCGGCGUGGGCAGUGUCGAAAUGGGAGGAGUUGGAUGCGCGCAUAGCGCGAAGCCUUAAGAAAUACACUCUUUGGUGACGUUUGGGCUUCCAGUGCCAUGUGGUGCGCAGCACGUUCAUCUGUGUGGUAUCUAGAGAUUAGCUUGUUUUGUGCCUUAGUUUGACAAAUAAAAAGGAGCUAAUCUAUCCCUUCACUUCUUGUAGCAAAGUGUCUUUUUAUAUUUAGCCGAGCUUUAAUUGUCACUGUGUAACGCAUAUUUAUACCUCGAUGUUUAGAAACGUGUAUAUUAUUGGUGGUGUUGAGUUUUAAUGGUAUAUACACCUGUGUAAAAUGCAGCUAGUCUGUAAAUUGAGUUCCUUUACUUUAAAUUAAAACUUGUAUCAUUUAGUAAUAUUCUACUAUUUCAAUUUUUAUUUCUAAAAUACAGUAUCUAUAAUAUAUUUAAAAGGUAUUUUUAUACAUUGUAUUUUUAUGUGAAAUGUAAUUUUGUAUACUUGUGUUACGCACAACCGAUAUCCCUCUGUUAGAAUUUAGUGUUAACUUAGCUCGGAUACCACACAGAUCAGACCGUGAUCGCGCCUCAGAUAGAACAAAUUCAGAGAAUCAAAAUGACUCACAUAAGUGGUGUGUGAAGAACGAUUGUUUGACUUAAACAGUGACUUCAAUCUGAUCGAAACAUUGUCGUUGUUGAUUAUUAUAUAAUUGCGAACUUAAAGUUGGAAAUUUCAUUUUUUAGGUUUACGUGCAUCACAGAUGUAUAUUUAUAGUUUAUUUUAUAAUAUAUAUUUUGCUAGGAAACGAAUUAAACCUGUGAAUGCUUUGUAUAUUUCAUUUUAGACAUAAGUAUUGUCCAGGCUUCAUGAUCACAAUGUAUUGGAUUUUAAUGUAAAUUAUUACUUUUGUAGUUGUUAUUUAAAUAAAUAAAUCAGUAUAUUAAAAAAACUUGUAGAAGCAUACUUAUUAUGCAAUAGGUUUGUUUUAGUGCAUUAAAAUUAAUAAAUUAAAAAUGAAACAAAUGAUGGUUUUUUUGUAAAAUGUUCAGUGGUGUCCAGUUCAUUCCUGUAUUUUAUCCUUAAUUUGUCAUUUGUCUCGGAAUAGGAUUUUAAUUUAUAUUUUAUUAAAAUGUAAGGAUUAUUAUUAAUUUCCUAUCUAGACAUGAUCCGAAAUUGAUAUUUGCUAGCAAUAAGAUGGCAAUAAGAAGAUGAAAUGGAAGACACAGAUGCCAAAUAUUAUCUUCCAAUGUGAUUUCUAUUUUAAGCUUAAUUGAAUUUACUUAAAAUCUAAAUGUUUAUAAGUUUGUUUUGUUACUAUAUCUGACUUAACAACAACGUUGAAUUACACAAACCUUUUAAAUAGGUUUUAUCCAGAUUAUGUGUAUCUGCUAUGAUAUUCCAGAUACCUGGACUAGUAUUGGUGUUAAAUUGAUUUUGUUUUGGUAACUGUAAAAAACCCACAGUUGUUUAAAAGUAUAAAUAUGAACUAAGAUGCUUACUGAUCGAACUAACAUAAUCGUAGCGUAAAAUUGCUCAAAAACUUAAUGUUAAUUUUUUACUACCCAUGUUACUUAGUCGUAUUUAAAAGAUAUUGUUUAUUUAGGUGUGUAAAUAUGUAAGUAAUAUUGUUUAAACUUAAUUUAUAGAUUUAAGUGUAGACAGUCAUCCCAAAAACUUGUAAAAACUCAAAAAAGCUCAAAGUUAAUUGUUACUUGUUGAAAUAUACUGUUAUUAGCAUUUAAUGAUUUGAUGUUUCAGUAAUGUGUAUGAAGUAAUUGAUUUAUUUAUAAAAAUUAAAAGAAUAGUCACAUAGAAAAGUCUAUGUAAACAUAACAUAUUUAAAAGAAUUAAGUUUCUUUUCAUUGUAUGGGACUUAUUUUUAAAAGUAAUUAGGAAACUUACUAUUUACAUUUUUAACUAGCUGUAUUUGUGAUAUAAAACAAUAUUAACACAGCACAAAAUACAGCCAGCAUAGGUAAAAACAUAUAUGCUAAAAUAAUUAAAAUAUAAACAGUUUUGUUAGUUUUUUAACACACUGUUUGAUGUAUAUAAUUCAACCCAGUUACAUUUUUAUUGACAGCUAAUUAAUAGUGUAGUUAAAAUAGCUGCCGAUAUUAUUGUUUCUGCAUGUAUAUUUUCUUUGUAUAGACUAACACUACAUUGUGGUCAUGAAUAGCAUAACAUGUUUUUAGACAAUUCUUUUGUUGUAUUUUUUCUAAACGUUUAAAAUAGAAAUUGAUGAACAAAGUUUAUUAUUUUAACUACUCUAAAAUAUUUUUAAGAUCUCAUUUGAAGUGCUAAUAUAUUUUUAUAUAAUUUUGAAAAUGAAUUAGUUACCUUCUUAAUUUUUAUUACAUUGAUGGUGCUAAAGAAGCAUUAUUACAAAGCAAACAAACUCGCUUUAGCUUCUUGCCAUUACCAAUUGAUCAGACGUUUAAAAAUUCCAAAUGUAUACUCGUCUUGCUGCACUCUGAUACUGGCAUUCUGGAUAUAACUAAAAUUCCAUAGGAAAAAUUAUUGAAGUUAUUUUUAUCAAUAAAAGAAGUAAAUAUA